Molecule: messenger RNA, 528 nt
Organism: Penicillium antarcticum
Lineage: Eukaryota; Fungi; Ascomycota; Eurotiomycetes; Eurotiales; Aspergillaceae
Product: GNAT family N-acetyltransferase
Exons: 2
Coding region: 1-528 (175 amino acids)
Molecular function (GO): acyltransferase activity, transferring groups other than amino-acyl groups
Source: RefSeq, a predicted model, not a curated record
AUGGCCACUCCAGAGCAAUGUGAAGAGACAGAAGCAGUUCAUUUCCGCCGGCAAGCCGAAACCUGUUGGCAGCUCUUCGCAGAUGACAUUAUUAUCCAAGACAUGCCAAGCGGGGGCGUUGCCAUCCGGACAUUAGCGAUGUCCCAGGGGAAAUUGAACCGAGCCGUUCGGGUCGGACUUGGAUCUGAGAUUCACCCCAGCCCGUUCGCACCUUCGUCUGCUACCCAGGACCUGUGUCUUUAUUUGGCCAAAAUCAACAAUCGAGUUGCUGGCACUGCUGCUCUUGCGAUUCUGGAAACUCGCAUGGGAAAAGUAGCUCACCUCUACCUAGAUUGUCCAUUGUCCGAGUACCGCGGCCAGGGGGUACACCUGGCACUCAUUAGGGCGCGGCUACAGGAUGCCCAGCAACUCGGGGUCCACCUGGCAACCGCUAUCACUAGAGUCGGAAGUGGGAGUGCGCGAAAUGUGGAACGGUCAGACAUGCAGCUGGCGUACACGACGACAGUGUUCACCAAAGAUAAGUCAUGA